AUGAGAAUUUCCAGCCUGAUUAUCGUUUUUUGUGUUGCUGGAUUUACAACAUCUGUGGAAGCGAGAAGAUCAUCAAUUGAAAAUGAAUUGAAUGGAAUUCCACUAAAACCAUUAGACCAAAAAAUCAAGGUAUGUAUCGAUAAGAUUCCAGUUCCUAAAAAAAACUCUAUAAAAAUCCUGGAAUGCAUACAUGGAAUUCUAGCAACUGAGGAGAAAGAGGUCAAAAUCCAAGAAGGCAUGGAUAAGAUUCUUACUUCCAAAGAAAACUAUAUAAAAAUCAAGGAAUACAUUCCUGAGAUUCCAGGAUCAAAGAAACAAGAGAGAAAAAAACAGCAAUGCAAUGAUUCAAUUCCAACAUUUGAAAAGCGAGAGAAAGAUAUCCAGGAAUGCAUUCGUGGGAUUCCAAAUUCUGAGGAACAAGAUAGACUGAUCCAGGAAUAUAUUCUACGGAUUCCACCAUCUGCUGAACAAACAAGACAAAUCCAGGAAUGUGAGCACGCAAUUCGAACAUCUCCGGAACAAGAGAGACAAGUUAAGGAAUGCGAGCAUGCCAACCUAUCAGUUGAGGAACUGCGGCAAGAAACUCGUGAGCUUAUACCUAUUGAAGGAAAUUCCAACAUCCGACAAAAGAAGAAAAAAAUCCAGACAUUCCAGACGUGCAUUGCUGGGAUUUUAGCCUCUGAUGAGGAAACAAAUUCAAGAGUUAAUAUCUCUGAAGUAUUUUCCAAUUAUUCAUUUUUAAAUCUCACAUCUGUCGCACAAUUUCGCAUUUCUGAGUAUGUCAAACGGCUUAAUUUUUCACACAAUUACUUGAAGGCUAUAACAAAGUUGAACUUUAGGAGAUGUUGCUCUCUUGAAAUUCUGGACCUUUCUUACAACUUGAUCAAUAAUAUUGAACGUGGUGCUUUCCAGGAUCUUCUCAAUCUUACAUUUUUAGACCUCUCUUUCAACAGAAAAUUACAAACCUUUCCUGAGUUGCCACCUGCUUUAAAGGUACUGAAGAUCCACGGGACUUCAAUAACAUCUAUUCAGGGUCAAAUGUUGAAGGAUCUGACUGGCUUGUCCCUUACAGAUACAGCUUUAGUAAACAUUGGAGGUACAGAGAAACUUAAGCAUCUUCACAUACACAUAGACAGUCAGGAUAAACCCAAAUUUAAUGGAAGAGGCCUUUAUACAUCCAAAUCAGCUAGGAAUUUAAUACAUCCUGGACAUUUAAAUAGUCUUAAAAUUUCUCAAGAGUAUACAUCUGAUAAGCUAUUUUCUCCCAAGGUUUUGUCUACUUUAAGUAGACUUAUUCUAUUGCCAGUGGAUAAUUUGCAUCUGGAAGGUGUAUAUCACUGGAUGGACAUUAUAAGACUUUUGAGGGAAAUUCCCUGUUCUUCAUUUUCAAAUAUUACUCUUUCUGGAGUUUUUAGAUGGUUUCCAAACUGUAAUUGUGAUGGAUGCAAACUUGACUAUAAACUCUGUUCGAAUGUUUCAGACGGACACAAGAAUGUUUCAAACCAGGCUAUAAGUAUUCGACUUAGAGAACAGCCAGAGGAUGCGUAUCCUGAUGAAGGCAAUAUAAUGAACUCUUUAUUCUUGCUACAUCUUAGUACUGUGCUUACAAAGUAUAAUCAUGACCUAAUCAGAUUAAGCUGGGGUACAAAAUUUAUUGAUAUGUGCUCUUCUGUUGAAAAUUCAGUACUUGAUUUAUCCAGUGGUAAAAUAAGUAAUUACAGCUCAUGGAAUCAGGAACUACCCCUGCCCAAAUGCCGAUCACUGGAUGCUGUAACUGAUUUUAAAAUCUUUAAUAAUAACCUGAAAAUUGAUUUACUCUCUCUUAUGUCUAUUGUAAAUGUAAUGGAAAACAUAAGCAGAAUGGAUGCCAGCCAUAAUCGCAUAUAUUUAAGUGAAGGGAAUCACAAUAUUAUAUGCGGAUUUAAAUCAAACAAGCUUUUGUUUUUAAACAUUAGUAACAAUCCAUUUAACACCUUGGAUAAGUUAUGUGUUCCGUCUUCAUUGGAGGUGCUUGAUCUGUCAUUCACAAAUAUUUCAAAAAUUUUCAAAGAAGUAUUUAAAUUCCUACCCAAUUUAGAAACACUAUAUUUGCGAGGAAACCAUUUCAUAUUUCAAUUAAAAGAAUGUGUUGGGUUUUCUGACAUUUAUUGUGCAUUCCCUUCUUGUUCUCAAGUAACAGUUGACUCCACAAUUUCAAUUACUAUGAGGUCAUAUGUUAAUACAACAAAAAAUCCAAUAAUAAGCCUGCCAAAGAAAAUUAAGCAUUUAGAUAUGAGAAACUCUUCAAUUGUAGAUCUUCCUAAAUUCUUUGUUCAUGACCUUCCACACCUUCAAAACAUGAAGCUAAGUGACAAUGACAUUCCCAGUUUGCCUUGUUUUUCAUCUCCUUUAUCUUAUCUAGAUAUAAAUAACAAUCAGCUACAAAGCCUUCCAACAUGUUUGAAGAACCUGUUCAAUUUAACAGUGUUAAGAAUUCAGAACAACAAUAUGGACUAUAUUGAUGUUAAAAGCCUUCCUUUAACAUUAGAGCAGAUUGAUUUAAGUGGGAACAAAAUAGCAAAACUGCCUUCUGAUUUUGGAGAAAACAUGACAGAGCUGAUAUCCCUGAACAUUUCAAGAAAUCUAAUAAUUAAAUUGGAUCAUAAGAAUUUACCACGCAGAAUUGUGGAACUAGAUGCCAGCUACAAUAUGAUCUCCGUUCUUUCCGAAGACUUUGAACAGCUUUCAGAACUGGAAUCUCUGUUUCUGUCAUUUAAUAAGAUCUCCUACUUGCAGCCGGGAUGCCUGCCCCCUUCAUUAUUGACUCUGGACAUCAGCCACAAUGCUAUCACAACAAUAACCGAAGAAACAUUCAGCCAUUUAAUUCAUUUAGAAUUUCUGAACAUUGAAGGAAACUCCUUCUUUUGUAACUGUGACUUAUUCUGGUUUGCAAACAAUUUUGUUAAUCGCCCGCUGUUAGAAGUAAAAGGCUGGGACAAGAUCCUAUGUUCUUUCCCACAACAGAAAAGAGGACAGCAAGUUAAGGACCAUGGCCUUUCACUGUUGCAUUGCACACCUGUACUCCAAGUGGCAAUUGCAAUGGCUGGUGCAGUCAUUUUGACAUUACUGAUCACAGGUCUGUGCUGGCAUUACGAUGGCCCAUGGUAUGUUAAAAUGGGCUGGUACUGGUGCAUGGCGAAAAGGAGGGUCUAUGAGAAGCGGCCAGAGAAUAAACAGUAUGAUGCUUUUGUGUCAUACAGUGAAGAGGAUGCUGACUGGGUGAAAGCAUGUAUGGUUCGACAACUUGAAUCGGAAGGAUUUCAAAUAUGCUAUCAUGAGCGAGACUUCAAGCCAGGUCACCCAAUACUGGGGAACAUCUUUAACUGUAUUGAGAAUAGCCAUAAAGUCAUUUUUGUUCUCUCAACUAGUUUUGUUACUAGUUGCUGGUGUCAAUAUGAGCUGUACUUUGCUGAACAUCGAAUACUGAAUGCGAAUGAAGACUCACUAAUUAUGGUUGUGUUGGAGGAACUCCCUCCUCACACAGUGCCUCUGAAAUUUAGCAAACUGCGGAAGCUCUUAAACAGGAAGACAUACUUAAAAUGGAGCCCAGAAGAGCACAAACAGACAAUAUUCUGGCACCAGCUCACUACCGUUUUGAAAACUACAAACAAACCUAUUGUUUAAAGAACUGUGUGUGAAUUGCCCCCCAACCUCUGGCUCUAUCCCUCCACCUCACACCUUCCCUAUCUAUCUUCAAAUCCCACUUUAAAACCCAUCUCUUUGAUCGCACCUAUGGUUACCUUCUCCCC
This is a messenger RNA of Callorhinchus milii (elephant shark), 3788 nucleotides long. Its product is annotated as toll-like receptor 6. Gene Ontology annotation, cellular component: membrane. Gene Ontology annotation, molecular function: transmembrane signaling receptor activity; triacyl lipopeptide binding; protein binding. Lineage: Eukaryota; Metazoa; Chordata; Chondrichthyes; Chimaeriformes; Callorhinchidae. Gene Ontology annotation, biological process: toll-like receptor signaling pathway; inflammatory response; immune response. The record is from RefSeq and is a predicted model, not a curated record. The coding region runs from base 1 to 3663 and encodes 1220 amino acids. The transcript has a single exon.